This is a messenger RNA of Paramormyrops kingsleyae, 4433 nucleotides long. It is a transcript of the gene suv39h1a, whose product is annotated as SUV39H1 histone lysine methyltransferase a. Gene Ontology annotation, molecular function: protein binding; zinc ion binding; histone H3K9 methyltransferase activity. The record is from RefSeq and is a predicted model, not a curated record. Gene Ontology annotation, cellular component: nucleus. NCBI's taxonomy places the organism in Eukaryota, Metazoa, Chordata, Actinopteri, Osteoglossiformes, Mormyridae.
AGCAAACCUCGACGCCUAUUGGACAAAACGAGUGCCAGUGAAUACCAAACCUUCCAAUCGUUGAUGUCCCAGAUGUCCUACCUCCGCCCAUCUGUAGCAUUCCGAUUUUGGCGGUGGGGAGAAGAUGGCGGAAAAUUUGAAAGGUUGCAGUGUGGCAUGCAAGGUGUCACUGAGUCAGCUGCAGACUUGUUGCAGGCAGGAGAGGGUCUUCUGCCAGGAAUUGGGACUGAACAAAAAGAACUUUAAUGACUAUGAAGUAGAGUACCUCUGCGACUACAAAAAGAAUAGGGAUGAAGAGUUCUACCUGGUGAAGUGGAAGGGCUAUCCUGAGUCUCAGAACACCUGGGAGCCGCGCAAGAACCUCCGGUGCGUUAAGCUUCUCAAGGUGUUCCAGCACGACCUGGAGCUGGAGCUCCGGAAGCACAGGAAGAGGCGCAGUCUCAAGAAGCUGGACAGCAGUAUCUCCUCCUAUUUGGUGCAGAAGGCCAAACAGCGGCAGGAGCUUCAGCGCUGGGAGGCUCACCUCAACAAGAUGCGCAAUCACAAGGGCCGCAUCUUCGUGCUGAACGAGGUGGACCUGGAGGGCCCGCCUAAGAACUUCACCUACAUCAACAAUUACAAGGUGGGCGACGGCAUCAUGCUCAACGAGGUGACGUUGGGCUGCGAGUGCGCCGACUGCCUGGGCAACCCGGUGAAGGGCUGCUGUGCUGGGGCGUCCCUCCACCGCUUCGCCUACAAUGACCGAGGCCAGGUCAAGCUGCGCGCUGGCUUGCCCAUCUACGAGUGCAACUCACGCUGCUGCUGUGGCAUGGAUUGCCCCAACCGUGUCGUGCAGAAGGGCAUCCAGUUUGACCUCUGCAUCUUUAAGACGGACGAUGGACGUGGUUGGGGUGUACGCACCAUGGAACACAUCCGUAAAAACACCUUUGUCAUGGAGUACAUCGGGGAGAUCAUCACAACAGAGGAGGCAGAGAAACGGGGCCACAUCUACGAUCGCCAAGGUGCCACAUACCUGUUUGAUUUGGAUUAUGUGGAGGACGUGUACACGGUGGAUGCUGCUAACCAUGGGAAUAUUUCCCAUUUUGUCAACCAUAGUUGCAACCCAAAUCUGCAGGUUUACAACGUGUUUAUUGACAACCUCGAUGAGCGCCUGCCUAGAAUAGCCUUUUUCUCCACCCGUCACAUCAAACCUGGUGAGGAGCUCACUUUCGACUACAAAAUGCAAAUUGAUCCAGUGGAUGCAGAGAGCACAAGAAUGGACUCGAAUUUCAGUCGGGCUGGCCUUCCAGGUUCCCCAAAGAGGCGGGUUAGAGUGGAGUGCAAGUGUGGAGUGGAGUCCUGUCGAAAGUAUUUGUUUUAAGCUGUAUAGAAUGUAAACAUUGAUCAUCAUGGAGGAGUGUGUGGUUUGAGUGGCUGUUGUACAGUAUUUUCUCUUUUUAAAUCAAUUUGUUUAUUUUCCCCAUUUUUUAUGUCGUCUUUCAUUUUGGCACGUUUUCAUUAAUUUUUUUUUAAAGAUAGUGGAAUCGCCCUGUUUCUUAAUCUGUUGGUGGCUGAAACAGGAAAAAAGUGGGAUGAUACGAGAGAGGGCUGAAGUACGGUAAGGUAGCAUUAAAGCUACUAUAUGGUACUGUGAAUGGAGAUUGUUCCUCCACGAACUUGCAAAGUUCAGAAUUAACCUUAAGCCUGGUCUCAGUGGAAAACUGCAAUGUUUAGAUUUGACUUUUCCCCCCAAGAAGCUGGGUGCACUACCAACAGUUUUCUAAUUUGUGAUCAUCUUUUGAUGAAAACGUUCUACUAAAUGACAUUAUGUGUAAACUAAGCUAACAACUUCCUCAGCAGUUCCCUUAUCUAAAAGCAUACUUUUAAAAUGGGUGAAUAUGAACACUGGAAUUGCUGCCCAUUUCACCCCAUGACCUAUAAUUGUUCUGAUCUGUGCAGUUCAUGUAUAUGUUUGUGGAAGCGCAGAAGUACAUGUAUUUGUAGUGUGUUGUACUCUGUGCACAUCUCGGUAUGGCUUACAGAACCAUACACGUCUAUUCAUAUUUUUGGAAGGCUUGCAUGUAAAUGAACAAAGGGCUAGGAAAUGAAAAUCAGUUGCGUUUCAGGUUGUAAAAGCAGGACACGUGUAUUCGGAUAUAAACGUAGCUCUUCCUCUGUGGUUUAACACUGUAACUACGUGUAAUGAGAUGACAUGCGAGUAUCCUGUGCCUUUCUCAGCACUUGUGCCAAACCUUCAUCCUACAGGUAGCCAGUCAGUCAAGGGUUGAAAAUAUGUCUGUUUUUUUUUUUUAAUCCAUCACUAUAUCCAGUUGGUUGUAAAUAUGACCUCUUGCUCUAAAUAUUUUAUGCUAUCUUGUGAACAAAAGUGAAUGUGAUAUUGCCUGAGGUGAGAUCUGGCAAAGCAAUUUUGAAUUUCAUUUUUUUCUCUUUAUAAUUUUACCAUUUGCUGGUUUGUGGUACACAGUCUACAUUUUUAACAUAUUUUUAAAAAACAGAAAAUCACUUCAGUGUUCUAUCGAUAGGAUCAGUUACUAGCAACUGUGAAAAGAAGAAAAGUAAUUCAGAAGACUUUUAUGCCUUUAUUUAAUUCCUUUUACCGCUGUCUUUUUAAAGUGCUUCUUGUUUCUUGGUCUGUUGAUGUAGAAGUAGUGGCCAUAUUCCAGAAACUCUUACUCAGGGGGCUUUCAUGCUGUAUUUCUUGAAUAGUCUGGAUGGGUGUAGUUUAUCCAUUUCUUAGGGUUGGCACUAAGUGUUUGUAAUACAGGAGAACCCACACACAAGUAGCAAUCUGCCUCCAUUUUGGUCUGCCCCGUUCCCUGCAGUAGAAUGGUUCUUAGGGGAAAAACUAAUCUUUAUUUUCUGAAAUACUGAGUAAUGCAUGCUUGGACCUUAUUUGAUUGGUUCUGUUCUCCUUUGAUCUGUAUGAAAUUAAUAGUUGAACAGUGAAUUACUGUCAUCUUAACCAAAGACCAGCUACAAACUUCAUGAGUCAUCCACGUUUCUUGGUGCAAUUAUGGUUUUGUGCAAGAAAAAAAAUCUCUAAAAUGUUCUUUGAUUUUGAUUAUUGUAUGUUUACACAUUUUAAUCUAAAAGAUAUUGCAGCUUCUGUGGUCAUCUUCAAAUGAAUGGUUAGUGAAGUAAAAUGUGAAUGAAUGAAUGCAAAACUGUUUCCGAAGUGAUGUUCUGGCUUGCAUUCUGGUGUUUAGAUUGUUUUUCCAAUAACAGACUUGACUCUUGUGCAGUUUAGUCAUUAGGUUUGUCGCCAAAGUCCAACAUUGUGUUUGUCAUUCUGUCAUUUUUAAUGUUUAGUAUGGACUGUUUUAUACACACAUGUAUAUCAUUGAGACUGGAUGAAUAAAUUUUGUAAAAGCUUAUGUAAAUAAAACUUUAUUGUUCCCAUUGCUUUUUGCAGACACUUAAGUUCGUGUUUAUAUCAAACUUCCAUUUCUUUCAUGUGUAUAAGAUUUGGAUCAGUAAUGCAAUUAAUCGUUAAACUGCAAUUUGGUUUGUCACAAUUUUUCGAUAUUUUGAACCUUUGCAUCAAUUCAUUAUUUCAGUGCUGGUAGAAUGUCAGAUGUUUUGUGUUACAAACAUUUUUUCAGCAUUUGGAGUGCUGUUUGUGCUGUUUAUGUAGCCUAUGCUAAGUGCAGUGCAAUGCAGAAUGGUCUACCUCUGAAAUAUUAAAGUACAGGUCAAAUGUUCAUUUAAUUUUUUUUAUAUUUGCUGUUUUAAAAGCAGAAAUGUGCAAUUUGUUUGCACAAAGAAAUGCAUAAUUUAUGCAACUGAGUUGAUCUGUGCAAUGGCUUUAUUCCAGGAACUGACUCCUUGGGUAGGUACAGGCAUGCUUUACAUUUGACAUUUUAGUCAGUUUAAUGUUGGAGUGCCAACCAGCAUAUGCUACAACGGUAUUUUAGUGAUGCAUUGAAUCACGCCUCUGCUAUCUUGAUUUAUAUCGUUUCCUGGGCAAGCGAGCAAUACCCAGCCCUAAUAUAUAUGCAUGUGUCACAAACUCAUGUUUUUCAGAAAAGUUAGACUCAAAAUCAUACUCCUAGUUUCCACUAGAUGGGACAAUUGUUCUGUUAACUAUGAACUUGUUCUCAAAACGUUAAGAUUUUUUUUUUUACUUGGAAAGGUUUAAUUUUUAUUUCUUAGAUCUUAUUUUUAAAUAAAGGUUCUGUUGUUUAUUUCAUAAUAUGUAAAAAGUGGAUGAAUUUUGAACUACAAGCUAAUUUUAAUCUCCUGAUUAAAAAUUUCCAUGGUGUUGCCCAAUAUUAUGCCAUUACUGCAAAUACUGCAUAAACAGAAAUGUCUGUCUUUUUUUCUUUUCAUUUUCCAGAUUGUAAAUAAUAUUUUCACCCCUGAUUUUGUGUCAUAUGUUUUUUUUUCCCCCCACUAUUAAAUGGGGGAAAAGUCCCUCAUCAAUGUAACAGGAA